AUGAUCCUUGGACCGGUGUCGCUGCUCGACUGCCUGGCCUUUGUAAUAUUUCUCGCGCCGCAACUUCUCAUCCAUGUCGGCUUCUUCCGGACAUUGGCUGUCGCCGUCAAAUCGUUGCCGUUUCUGAUCUUCGAGUUACCGACAUCCUUGUUUCACGAGCGCUAUCUUCUCCAGUACAACCAGCGUUCGCCCUUCGUACAGCAAGCGACCUUCUUCGAGGACGUCGUCAUACGAUGCGUGCGGUACGCCUUUGCAAACCUUCCUCCUAACAUCGGCCGCGUCUUUCUCUCCAAGUACGUCUCGCGGCCGUUUUUGAGGUUUCGCAUGCUGCGGCAUGGUUACCUGAGCUCGCCCGCCCACUGGAGCGAGUACAAGCAACAUGGUGAACAUGGCUUUCAAGGAGUGUGGAUCACUAAGGAUGCAUCGAAACCCCCCGAUAUCGUCAUCUACUACGCGCAUGGAGGCGGAUUUUCGAUGGGCUCCGCGUACUUUUACCUCGAGUUUCUCCUAUCGUGGCACUCGCUGCUGGUCCAGUCAGGCUAUCAGAACCCCGCCAUAUUCGCCCUCGAGUACACGCUGGUUCCCGACAAGAUGUACCCGACGCAGGUAUACGAGACGUUGAGGGGAUACAAGCACGUAUUGGACAGGGCCGGCGAUCCUCGAAAAGUGGUUGUGGCAGGGGACUCGGCGGGAGGGACCCUGAUUUUGACGCUGUUGCUGGAACUAGGUCACAUGAACGAGGCCAGAGCUUUCAGGGAAAAGGGCGACGAUUCCGCCGCAUCUGAAGGCGAUAGCCAGGAGCAACUGCGCAAGGCGUCCGAAUCGCCGCUCCCUGGGCUUUGCGUGUUGAUCUCGCCGUGGACCAAGUUGAUAUCCAACCGACACGAGAAUUCGGCCAGCGAUUUCCUGGACCGCGUCACGCUGUGGAAAUACGCGUUGCAGUACGCCGGUACCUCGCAUGCCUACGAUAAAUCGGCCUCGCCCGGGCAGUGCGUCGAUCAUCGGGUAUGGGCGGAAGCUAGUCCGCCAUGUGGCUUCUUCGUCACGUAUGGAUCGGAGGAAGUUUUCGCCCCCGACAUCAAAGACAUCAUCAAAGUGUUGGUAAAAAGUGCCGAAGUAGAAAGCUGCGUUGAGGAGGGCGGGAUCCACGCUUGGCCCGUCGUCGAUUUGUUCUUGUCAGGCAACACGAACAAGAGGCUGAAGGGUCUGCGGACACUCACGUCAGCAAUCGGAAAACACAUUCAAUAG
Molecule: messenger RNA, 1248 nt
Organism: Colletotrichum destructivum
Lineage: Eukaryota; Fungi; Ascomycota; Sordariomycetes; Glomerellales; Glomerellaceae
Product: Putative alpha/beta hydrolase-3
Exons: 2
Coding region: 1-1248 (415 amino acids)
Molecular function (GO): lipase activity
Source: RefSeq, a predicted model, not a curated record